Messenger RNA from Aedes albopictus (Asian tiger mosquito), 1112 nucleotides. Its product is annotated as oligoribonuclease, mitochondrial. The coding region runs from base 421 to 1053 and encodes 210 amino acids. The record is from RefSeq and is a predicted model, not a curated record. Gene Ontology annotation, cellular component: mitochondrion. Lineage: Eukaryota; Metazoa; Arthropoda; Insecta; Diptera; Culicidae. The transcript is spliced from 3 exons. Gene Ontology annotation, molecular function: nucleic acid binding; 3'-5'-RNA exonuclease activity.
AAUAUGUCAAUUUUUACUAUUGGCGAUUAAAAGUUGAGGUUAUGUCGUGAAAAUUUGGAAGUUUGAAAGGGAAAUACCAGUUCCCCAUCAGUUUAAUCAUUAAUUUUUUGGUAAAUUUAUCGAUAAAAUGAAUUUUUCUACCCCGAUCCCACAUUAAAUUUUAUCUUAAACGACUCAAUCACUAAAAUACGAAAUGGGAUUUCACAAAACUUAACCUCACUUUAGGAGGCCAAUUGGUGCUUACGGUCUUCUGCAAGGAUUAACCUAAAAUCCUUAAUCACGAGAUCAAGUUUGUUGCAUUAGCCGGCCGUCGCAAACAUACAAAUUUAUUACAGCAUUUGAAUUAACGUUGAUUCAAUUUAGCUUUUGUCUAGUUUUUGAUUUGUGGAAACGGAGUAAUAUUGUUCUGGGUAGCCCAAUAUGUUACGACAGAUCCUAAGGCAUUCUUGUCGACUUCAGAGACAUUCACUCGCCAGAAUGUCUACAACAGCUACUACGAAACCUAUAGUACCAUCGCAGCACAAUCUAGUCUGGAUCGACCUGGAAAUGACGGGCUUGGAGGUGGAGAAGGAUCGGAUCCUAGAGAUUGCCUGCAUAGUAACUAACAAGAACCUGGAAAUCCUGGAACGGGGUCCUGACAUUGUUAUCCACGAACCGGAAGAGGUGCUGACCGCUAUGAAUGAAUGGUGUCAAAUCAAUCAUGGAAAAACUGGACUGACUCAGGCGGUGAGGGAAUCCAAGAUCAACCUGGAGGAUGCGGAGGAAAUGGUUCUGGACUUCGUCAAAAAGUAUUGCCCGGAAAAGGCUUGCCCACUGGCCGGGAAUACGAUUUAUAUGGACAGAAUGUUCCUGUACCGAUAUAUGCCGAAGUUGAAUGAUUAUUUGCACUAUCGCAUUGUAGACGUUAGUACGAUAAAGGAACUGUGCAAGCGCUGGGAAGGGAAGGUCUUCAGCCAUUGUCCGCCAAAGAAACUGGUGCACCGAGCGUUGGAUGACAUCGAAGAAAGCAUACAGGAAUUGAAAUACUACAAAGAUUACAUGUUUCAAAAAUAGUCAUCACUUACAUUAGCGAAAUAAAUUUGUUUGAGUCUUCAAUUAAAAAUCGCCUCACA